This is a messenger RNA of Corythoichthys intestinalis (scribbled pipefish), 5766 nucleotides long. RefSeq names its product hemicentin-1-like. Lineage: Eukaryota; Metazoa; Chordata; Actinopteri; Syngnathiformes; Syngnathidae. Bases 212 to 5119 code for a protein of 1635 amino acids. The transcript has 23 exons. The record is from RefSeq and is a predicted model, not a curated record.
GCGCUGUCGGAUCUAUUAACGGUGUGGAACGAGAGGACUGCAUCCUUGUCAUGGAGGGUUAUGUGGUCAUCUGGGACCAGCACCAAGCCGUUCUUAGUCCACUCUCUGAAGAAAACCGACCCAGCGGCGUCACAGGUAUAAAUAGCCGACGGUCUGGAGGCACUGAAACAGGAAAGGUUGAUGUUUGACCCUUCUGCGAUGUAUUCUUCUAAUGGAGACACCUGGAGGCUCAAGUCAUGGAGCGGGUGUGCUGCCAGAAUGCUCGGCAGCAAUUACUGGAGAAAAGAAGACAUUCACCGUAGAACUGACUCCACCAACGACACCAAUAGAUUUUAUUGAAUGGAGCUUUACCGAUAGAAAUGAUGUCUCUACGAUUAUAAUAUCCACCAAUACCGGACCAAACCCUGACUACCAAGACAGGAUCCACGUGUUCCCUGAAACGGGAUCUCUGGAGCUCAGGAACUUAAUCCUGAGUGAUAUUGGUGAUUACAAAGUCAUCAUAAGAGUUGGUGAAGUGCAACAAACAGGAAGCUGUUUUCUUUACUUACACGAACUAAUCGGAGGUGUGGGCAUCAAGCACACCAGCACAGACCUGUUGGAGUCAAGCGGCUCAGUCACUAUGACCUGCUUCACGACUGCCGGUACUGACAUUACUUACGGCUGGCUGAACUCUACCAAUGAGGUCAAAGCUGGCGAUAGAGUUCAGAUCACGGAGGGAGGCUCCAAACUCACCAUAACCAACGUGAACCGUUACGACACGGGACCUUACAGGUGUCGUGUGUCCAACCUUGUCAGCAGUAGCACCAGCGGCCCAGUCGAACUCGACAUCAGCUAUGGCCCUGAAAACAUCAGUUUAUCCACAUCUCCUUCACUGGAACACCACAAAGUUGGAUCCAACAUCAACCUGACCUGCUCAUCGGAAUCCAAUCCUCCUGCAGUGUACCAAUGGUUUUUUAAUGGAGCCCUGUUGCCUGUCCUUGGACCUGAGCUCAGACUGAAGAACGUUCUAGAGAGUCAGAGUGGCAACUAUCGCUGUCAAGCAUACAACAACAAAACACUGAAUUCUCUAACACAGAGCACGCCUUUAUCUAUACUCACACCUAUUUCCAGAGUAGAAUUAAGGACUGACACCACAGACCUUAUUGAAUUCAGUGGUCCAGUUAGUCUGUUAUGUUCUGCCACUGGGUCUUCACCCUCCUUCCGUUGGGCCAACGGCAGCUCUGAAAUUACGAAAAACGAUAGAGUUCAGAUCACCGAUGGAGGCUCCAAACUCACCAUCCUAAAUAUCAACCGCUAUGAUAAAGGACCAUUUCGUUGCCACGCAUUCAACCCGAUCAACGACGGCACCAGCAAUCCUGUAGUUCUGUCUGUUAACUAUGGACCAGAGAAUAUUAAUCUGACGAAAACACCAUUCCAAGAACACUAUAACGAAGGUUCGGACGUUGACCUCUUGUGCUCUGCUACUUCGGUCCCUCCACCGCAGUUUCGUUGGUUAAAAAACGGAGAGCUCUUGUCCCAUACCGGACCAGCGCUCCAACUAAAGAACAUUCACUUUAAUCAGAGAGGAAACUAUUCCUGUCAAGCCUUUAAUGACAGAACACAGAGGACUGUAACAUCAGAUCCUGUCUCUAUUUCAGUGAUAAGAUCAGAAAUCUCCAACGUGGUGAUAAUUCCCAGCAAAACAGAAAUGGAAGAGUUCAGUGGCUCGGUCAGUCUCACCUGCACCUAUGAGGGAUUGUUUCCCAACUUUGUUUGGCGUAACAGUAGCUCCGAGUUGAUUGCUGGAGAUGGAGUCCAGAUUGAGAGCAAAGGCGCUGUUGUCAUCAUCCUUAACGUGAGCCGCUACGAUGAGGGGCCUUACACCUGCCACGUUUUUAACAACUUUAGCAGUGCCACCAGUCCGCCGCUGAAACUCUCCAUCUACUAUGGCCCUGAAAACAUCAGUGUAUCCACCUCCCCAUUACUGCAAUACCACCCGGUUGGGUCCAACAUCCAUCUAUCCUGCUCGUCUGGAUCUAGACCUCCUGCAGUGUACCAGUGGUUCUUUAACGGAGAGCUGUUGCCUGUUUCUGGAUCUGAGCUCAGCCUGAGGAACGUUCUAGAGACUCAGAGUGGCAACUACCGCUGUCAGGCAUAUAACACCAAAACACUGAAGUCUCAAACAAAGAGCUCAACUAUAACUAUACUCACACCCAUUUCCAGAGUGGAAUUAAGGACUGACACCACGGACCUUAUCGAAUUCAGUGGUGCAGUUAGUCUGUUCUGCUCUGCCACUGGGUCUUCGCCCUCUUUCCGCUGGGCCAACGGCAGCUCUGAAAUUACGAAUAACGACAGAGUUCAGAUUACCAAUGGAGGCUCCAAACUCACCAUCCUCAAUAUUAGCCGCCAUGAUACAGGACCAUUUCGGUGCCAUGCAUUCAACCUUAUCAGCAACGACACCAGCAAUCCUGUUGUUCUGUCUGUUUACUAUGGACCAGAGAAUAUUAAUCUGACGAAAACACCAUUCCAAGAACACUAUAACGAAGGUUCGGACGUUGAUUUGUUGUGCUCUGCUUCUUCGGUCCCUCCACCGCAAAUUCGUUGGUUCAAAAACGGAGAGCUCUUGUCUCACACUGGACCAGCACUCCAGCUAAAGAACAUUCGUUUUCAUCAGAGAGGAAACUAUUCGUGUCAAGCCUUUAAUGACAAAACACUGAGGACUCAAACAUCAGAACCCGUGGCUAUUUCAGUAAUAAAAUUUGAAAUCUCCAAUGUGGUGAUAAUUCCCAGUAAAACAGAGAUGGAAGAGUUCAGUGGCUCAGUCAGUCUCACCUGCACCUUUGAUGGAGUUUCCACCAACAUUAUUUGGCGUAAAGGCAGUUUCGAGUUGACGGCUGGAGAUGGAGUCCAGAUUGAGAGCAAAGGCGCUGUCGUCACCAUCCUUAACGUGAGCCGCCACGACGAGGGGCCGUACACCUGCCAGGUCUUCAACGACUUUAGCAGUGCCACCAGCCCGCCUCUGAAACUCUCCAUCUACUAUGGCCCUGAAAACAUCAGUGUAUCCACCUCCCCAUCACUGCAAUACCACUCGGUUGGAUCCAACAUCCAUUUGUCCUGCUCGUCUGGAUCUAGACCUCCAGCAGUCUACCACUGGUUCUUUAACGGAGGGAUGUUGCCUGGCUCUGGAUCUGAGCUCAGCCUGAGGAACGUUCUAGAGAGUCAGAGUGGCAACUACCGCUGUCGAGCAUAUAACAACAAAACAAUGAAGUCUCAAACACAGAGCUCAACUAUAACUAUACUCACACCCAUUUCCAGAGUGGAAUUAAGGACUGACACCACAGACCUUAUUGAAUUCAGUGGUCCAGUUAGUCUGGUCUGUUCUGCCACUGGGUCUUCGCCCUCUUUCCGUUGGGCAAAUGGCAGCUCUGAAAUUACGAAUAACAACAGAGUUCAGAUUACCAAUGGAGGCACCAAACUCACCAUCCUUAAUAUUAGCCGCCAUGAUACAGGACCAUUUCGGUGCCAUGCGUUCAACCUUAUCAACAGCGACACCAGCAAUCCUGUAGUUUUAUCUGUUUACUAUGGACCAGAGAAUAUUAAGAUCACUAAAUCACCAGUCCAAGAACACUACUACGAAGGUUCAAACGUUGACCUCGUGUGCUCUGCCUCUUCGAGCCCUCCACCGCAAUUUCGGUGGUUCAAAAAUGGAGAGCUCUUGUCCCACAGUGGACCUGCGCUUCAGCUUAAGAACAUUCAUUUUCAUCAGAGAGGAAACUACUCCUGUCAGGCCUUUAAUAACAAAACACAGAGGACUAUUACAUCGGAGCCCCUUGCUAUUUCAGUGAUAAGCUUAGAAAUCUCCAACGUGGUGAUAAUUCCCAGCAAAACAGAGAUGGAAGAGUUUAGUGGCUCAGUGAGUCUCAACUGCUCCUUUAAGGGAUUGUUUCCCACCUUUGCCUGGCGUAACGGCAGCUCCCAGUUGACGGCCGGAGAUGGAGUCCAGAUUAACAACAAUGGCGCUCUCGUCACCAUCCUUAAUGUGAGCCGCUACGAUGAGGGGCCUUACACCUGCCAGGUCUUCAACAACUUUAGCAGUGCCACCAGCCCUCCACUGAAACUCUCCAUCUACUAUGGACCAGAAAACGUUUAUUUUGAAAUAUUUCCUCCACGGGAAUACUUUGAGACUGGAUCCAAGAUCAGCAUGUCCUGCUCAGCUGCAUCCAGACCUCCUGCCCUCUUUCAGUGGUAUCAAAAUGGAUACCUGUUGCCCUAUACAGGAUCGAAGCUCAACCUGGUGAACGUUCAAGAGCAUCACAGCGGAAACUAUAGCUGUCGGGCCUUUAACAACAAAACUUUGAAAUAUCAAACAACAAGGCCAUCAGCCAUCAUUAUACUGACACCAGUUUCUAACGUGACUCUUACCGCAAGCCCCCAAGUGAUGUUUGAGUUUAGCUCUACCACUUUGUACUGCUCCUCUGCCGGAACCGCAGUCUCUUAUCGAUGGUUGAAUGGCAGCUUGGAGGUCACAGCCGAUCACAGAGUUCAGAUCACCAACGGAGGCUCCAAGCUUACCAUCGUCAGCGUGACCCGCUACGAAGAGACAGCAUUCAGGUGCAAUGUUUCCAACGCCGUCAGUGAUAGACUCAGCCAGGCGUUGCAUCUUUAUAUUCAGUACGGUCCAGACUACGUGACCAUUGAGGGCCCAGACUCGGUUUACGUUGGACACUACGCAGUGCUUCUCUGCACAACCUCGUCUGUGCCGACAGCGAGCUUUACAUGGCUUUUUAAUGGAAAGCCCACUGGAGUGCACACAGCCAAAUACGUAAUUGAUUUAAGCCGGAGUUCGGACGCCGGGAUGUACGUCUGCACAGCCACAAAUGCGAUCACAGGGAGGUGUGCAACAGGAAGCCACAAUUUGACUGUUUCAGACCUCCCGGUGUGCUACACCUCAAUGGCUGCGGGUGUGGGUGCUGCGAUAACAAUCUUAUGCUUGAUUUUACUUGUCGCAGUGAUCUUGUUGAUCGUAUUUUGUGUGAGUGGGAAAUGCCUAGGGACAUGUGUGAAGCACUCAGACACGUACAAUGUGUCAGAUAGACCUUCUAGUUCUGCAAAUGCGGAAGAAAAAGGGAAGCCCACUUAAAGAAGUAGUGCAAGGUGUCCCGAGAGUGGAAUUCAGCUGCUGGUGGCAUAUGUAGUUGUAUUGACUUGAAUGUGUAUAUAAAUUGUGUAUUAGGUUUUGACAGGUUAUUACUUUCACUCUUCUAUUUUUACUGUUAAUGUUAUACCUGCCUCAAGGUAAUCACAGUACAUGCGCCGCACGUUAAUCAUAAAAUAAAGGCAAGUUCACAAUAAAACACAACAACUUGAAUUUAUGGUAAAAUAACUGGCAGCUGUGGUUGUCAGAAUUAUACCGAUAAAUAUACAGGGAAACCGUGUAACAUUCAUUGUUGAAUUCACAAAAAACUACUGUGACAAUAGUUGUAUUUUAUUAUAAUAAUAAUUCGCAACUGUUCUUUUACCUCAAAAUUACUAUAAAAAGUACAUAUUUUUAACAUGUCUUAUGUUGGUGACAUCACAGUGCUCUUGUUCUUUCCCCUUAUCCAACUAGAAUUUGAAGCCAAGCUGUCACUGUGGCAGGGUGUACUAACUACAAAGCCAACAGCAUAGUCCAUUUUCACCUCUCCCAGGGGUCAUGUUUUCAUAAUCUUCUACAUGUACGCAAAAUGGCCUGCAGUAGCUCAGUAGUUAGCACGUUUGACUACCAAGAUACCGUCAAGAUGGUUUAUA